Messenger RNA from Talaromyces proteolyticus, 834 nucleotides. RefSeq lists its product as uncharacterized. Gene Ontology annotation, molecular function: DNA-binding transcription factor activity. The coding region runs from base 1 to 834 and encodes 277 amino acids. Lineage: Eukaryota; Fungi; Ascomycota; Eurotiomycetes; Eurotiales; Trichocomaceae. The record is from RefSeq and is a predicted model, not a curated record. Gene Ontology annotation, biological process: regulation of DNA-templated transcription. The transcript has 2 exons.
AUGAGCAGUCUACAUAAUGAUGAGAAAUCGAAUCGCCUGGCGCGCGUACGGGAAAAUCAGCGCAGAAGCCGUGCUCGAAAGCAACAAUACAUCGAGGAAUUGGAGCAAAAAGUAGCGGCCUGCAAUGCGAAAGCACAGCAGGCAGACAUCGACCACCGAAUUUCUCUCCAGAAGCUGGAGCUUGAAAAUACAAAUUUGCGAGCCUUGCUGAACCGGGCGGGGUUCGACAGCGCCUAUGUCGAGACGUAUCUUGGUCAAUGCUCCAAUCCAGCAACAUCGGCGAAGGUCGCUAUUCCAGCGCUCAAGAAAUCUUCCUCAUGCCAGCAGUCACCUAGCCCAAGUGCUACUCUUCCGUCCGCAAUAAACACUCCUGAACAGUGUUUACCGAGCCCGUCGAGCACAGGAGGAUCAGACAACAGUUGUACAUCAAAGUCUAAGUGCGGGUCUGGAUGCGCUCCAAGGUCGAAUUCGAAUAUAAUGCCUAUUAUUCCGACUGUGCCAUCUGAACCAUCCAUACCUUCGGCCGUGACAGUAGAGGCCCCAGAGAUGACUGCAGCAGUAAAUACCCAGGCUGUGAGGCUGCCGCCAAUUGCAUCUAUAUGUGACUGUGGACCACGGUCAGCCGAAUACUGGCCCGAUGAUGAAAACUCACUCAACACGACUGUCUGCCACAUUGCCGAAGACAUGAUCAGUCGAUACAAUAUCCAAGGAGUUGAUAUCAACUUGAUAAAACAAAGACUGUGGUCUGGGUUUCGCAAUAGCCGGGAUGGGUGUCGAGUACAGAAUAAUGUACUAUUUGAAGUUUUAGACGAGCUCAGUGGGAAUAUUCCCUAG